AACACAUGCAUAACACUCAGUUGGUGGAAUUUCCCUUUAAAUGUAUCACAGUUGAAAUUCCUGCUUGGAUACGGGUUUUAUAGUGAUGUUUCCAUCUAACAUUUCAGCCAGCUGUUUCUGUGCACUUCACAUCAUCUUUCUGGCCCUCAUCACUAGUAGUAAUGGUGAUUGUGGUCCUCCUCCUAGACUUAUAUACGCAGAGCUGCUUGCAUCGUUUCAAGGCAUAGCUGACUUUCCUGUUGGGACCAGCGUGAGCUACAAUUGUCGUCUUGGUUACCAACGAAUUGGCGGAGCUUCUAACACAACUUGCUUACCUGAUUCAACUUGGCCCGAGCCUACGGUUUUUUGUGAAUUGAGAAGCUGCUCAAGUCUUUCAGAUAUACCAAACGGACAAGUACAUAUUGAAAGUCUUACUUUUGGCUCUGAAGUAAACUAUACUUGUAAUGAAGGAUACAGAUUCAUAACAAAAAUACGUACAAGAACAUGCCAAGCAGAUGGAACCUGGAGUGGUACAGAUCCUGUAUGUGAGAUUGUUACCUGUGUUCCUCCUGAUGCAAUAACUGAUGGGAGUUAUGACCCUGAGAAAGACGAGUAUGCGUACCAGAAUUCUGUGACAUAUAAAUGCAAAACUGGAUUAACACUUGUAGGUGAAAACUCCAUUUUCUGCACAGCUCAAGGGAACUGGAGUUCUCCUGCUCCACAAUGCAAAGCUGUUCGCUGCAGUGAGCCAGAUGUCCCGAAUUCUCAUAAGUUAUCAGGUUUCAGAGGUCCAUACAACCUGAAUUCAGCUGUCACGUUUGCUUGCGAUGAAGGCUUCUCAAUGAAAGGCUCCAGCUCGGUAACCUGUGGUAUUAACAGCACCUGGGAACCUGAAUUACCUAAAUGCCUGAUUGAAUGUCUAACCCCUAAUGUUGAGAAUGCUGAGAUAUUAUCUGAAUUAACUGGUCUAUACCUACUAAAUGCUACUGUGUCCUUUGAAUGUAGUAAAGGUUUCGUCUUACAAGGAAGUAAUACUGUAAAAUGCAGUAUUAAUGGUCAAUGGGAACCCCCAUUACCAAAAUGUCAGACUGUCGCAUGUCCUAACCCACAAGUCCCGAAUGCACACGAAGUGUCAGGAUUCACUGGUCCAUACACACUAAAUUCAACUCUAACGUUUGCUUGUGAGCCGGGUUACAGCAUGAGUGGAUCUAAUUAUGUAAAAUGCAAUGUUGGUAGCAAGUGGGAACCUCCUUUACCUAAAUGUUUGACUGUCGCAUGUCCUAACCCACAAGUCCCGAAUGCACACGAAGUGUCAGGAUUCACUGGUCCAUACACACUAAAUUCAACUCUAACGUUUGCUUGUGAGCCGGGUUACAGCAUGAGUGGAUCUAAUUAUGUAAAAUGCAAUGUUGGUAGCAAGUGGGAACCUCCUUUACCUAAAUGUUUGAGCUAA
This is a messenger RNA of Spea bombifrons (plains spadefoot toad), 1432 nucleotides long. RefSeq names its product complement component receptor 1-like protein. NCBI's taxonomy places the organism in Eukaryota, Metazoa, Chordata, Amphibia, Anura, Pelobatidae. The coding region runs from base 86 to 1432 and encodes 448 amino acids. The record is from RefSeq and is a predicted model, not a curated record. The transcript is spliced from 11 exons.